This is a messenger RNA of Staurois parvus, 420 nucleotides long. The record is from the annotation of a GenBank genome assembly. NCBI's taxonomy places the organism in Eukaryota, Metazoa, Chordata, Amphibia, Anura, Ranidae.
ACUGCGGACACAGUACAGGAGAUGACCAGAGACUGCGGACACAAUACAGGAGAUGACCAGAGACUGCGGACACAGUACAGGAGAUGACCAGAAACUGCGGACAGUACAGGAGAUGACCAGAGACUGGGGACAUAGUACAGGGGAUGACCAGAGACUGCAGACAGUACAGGGGAUGACCAAGAGACUGCGGACAGUAGUACAGGGGAUGACCAAGAGACUGUGGACAGUACAGGGGAUGACCAAGAGACUGCGGACAGUGCGGGGUAUGACCAGAGACUGCAGACAGUGCGGGGGAUGACCAGAGACUGCGGACAGUACAGGGGAUGACCAGAGACUGCGGACAGUACAGGGGAAGACCAGAGACUGCAGACAGUACAGGGGAUGACCAGAGACUGCAGACAGUACAGGGAUGACCAAGAG